Molecule: messenger RNA, 2012 nt
Organism: Pollicipes pollicipes
Lineage: Eukaryota; Metazoa; Arthropoda; Thecostraca; Pollicipedomorpha; Pollicipedidae
Product: pollen-specific leucine-rich repeat extensin-like protein 1
Exons: 7
Coding region: 213-2012 (599 amino acids)
Source: RefSeq, a predicted model, not a curated record
UGGCCGCGUUGAGGUCGCCGGAGUGAGGCGGACGUGCCGGGCGGACCGUAUUGGCGACUGGGCGCGUGGUGUAGCGAGUGACCGAGACGUGACCUGACCUGGUCAGCGACACAGCUGGAGACCGGGAACGAGCAGCAGGAUGUGCGCCCAGCUGGUGACCUGAGCGGAGCUGGUGCUGGUGACCAGCCGCUGACCUGCGCGCCCCCUCUGCCAUGAUGCUGAUGGAUCGGGGCCAGGCACGCCGCGGGCCGCGGCUCUACGAGUACAUGCCGGCCGAGCCCAGCGUGUACGCGGUGCCCACCGUGCCCCACCCGGCGCACCAUCUGGUGCCGCCCAUGCUCCCGCCCAAGGAAAACCCGGGCAAAGCCAAGAAGUCGCUGUCUGACUGGCUCAAGUUCGGCCGGAAGAGUCGGCCGGACGACCGCCAGCUGCGCGAGCUGGUGCGGCCGGCGCCGCGCGGCUACCCGCCAGCCCGAGUACCUGGAGCCGCCGGCGCCGCUGGCGUGCGCGGCCGCAAGAAGACGGCGUGCAAGCGUUGCGGCGCCGAGCGCAUGACCGUGCGUCGGGUGAAGGCGCGCUCGCGUGGCUCCGGCUCGCCCGCCCAGUACCAGGACCCGUACGUGAUGAUGCGGCGCGCGCGGCUGGGCGCCUCUGACGGCGAGCUGUACGAGCGGCCGCGAUCGCAGAGCCGCGAGCGGCCCGUCGCGCCGUCGCCCGGCGAGUACGCCGUGCCCCGCGUCGACGGCGUCGGCCGGCUUCGCAGCGGCUACUCGCGCGCGAUCGAGCCUGGCUGGCCGCCGCCCGGUCAUGUGUACCAGGCCUCGUGGGUGUCGCCCAACGAGAGCCUCGACAACAACUUCCUGUACAGGGAGACGGCGCAGAAGCGGCUCAGUCGGCCGCAGCCCGGUCCGGCCAGGGUCAGCUCGACUCAGCGGCCCGCCGAGGUGACCGGCUCAAAGCUGGCCAAGCUGUCGCAAGCAGGCUUCUCGAGUGUGCGGCUAGCCCAGAGGACGUCCAAGCCGCCCGCUCCGCCGACGCCGCCAACGCCGCCAACACCGCCAACACCGCCAAUACCGCCAACACCGCCGACGUUGUCACCGGCGUCAACAACGCCGACGCGGCCGGCACCGCCGGCACCCGUCAAGAUUCCACCCCCUCCUGGCGUGCCACCUCCUCCGCCUCCGCCUCCCCCGCCUCCCCCACCUCCACCUCCCCCUCCUCCUCCUCCUCCUCCUCCACCUCCUCCUCCACCGCUCCCGCAGUCGGCUCACGACACGCCGCUGAAGCCUCCGCGGCGCAAGAGGACGCCGCUGGAGGAGGAGGCGGACCCGCAGCCGGAGCCGGCACGGCAGACCGAGCGGCCGUCGGGCGCGCCACAGCCACUCAUCACCAUGAGCGACAUCCUGCAGGUAAAGUCCAUACUGAAGAAGACGCCGGCGGCCGACACGUCGUCCGGCACCGACUCCAGCUCGGACAGCGGCGUGCCGACGCUGCAGCAGCUGAAGCAGAAACGAGUCCACUUCCGCUCGCACGAGAGCCUGCUGGCCGAGAAGGCCGGCGGCGCCGACAAGCAGCGUGAUAUCGUGCGCGUCAUCACGGACGCGUACGACCGCGUGAGCCGUGCCGAGCCGCCGCCCGACGAGGAGGAGGCGGCGGCGCCGGCCGAGAGUCAGUACGCCAACGGCGAGGUGACCCCGACGUCGCCGGCGGCGGGCACGGACGCCGGCGAGGUCACGGUCAGCGGGUCGACGGUGGCCAUCGAGAUCGGCGAGAACGGCCAGUGGCGCACCACCAACGUCAGCAUCGCCACACAAGACACGGACGACACCGUGCUGUCCCCUGCCGGCUCGCCAAUAUCCAACAAGGCUCUGCUCUUCAACGACACCAUGCGGCUGCAUAUGCCGACGGCGCGGCCGACAGUGCUGGACGUGUUCCCCGCCGCCUCCGGCGAGCGACGCUCCAGCAUCUGUCAAGUCCAACUCAUUCCGGGCGCACAUGUGUCGGCCGCGUGA